AUGCCGAACAUCGUAGUUGCAGGUGCUGGUGUCUCCGGACUCACCACUGCAUAUGUCCUCUCCCAGCAGAAGAGGAAUGUAGUCACGGUUGUUGCGAAGCACAUGCCUGGGGAUUAUGACAUUGAGUACGCCUCGCCGGUAGCAGGGGCGAAUGUCCUGCCGAUGUCGACCCUGGAAAACAGCCGCUGGGAACGUGAGACUUGGCCAAUUCUGAAGAAAAUCGCCGUCCAGACACCUGAGGCGGGUGUUCACCUCCAGAAGUCUCGCGUUUUCAGGCGACAGAAGGAUAUUGACAAGCUCAAGUCCCCAGGCGCCACGUUUGAUGGUUUGUUUGCGGAGAACCCGUGGUACUCGACCCUAUUCGAGGACUUCCGGGAGCUCCCCAAGGAAGAACUACCCGAGGGCAUGGCUUCAGGGUGUGAGUUCGGCUCCGUGUGCAUCAACGUCAUGGUAUAUCUCCCGUGGCUGCUGGGUCAAUGUCGGAAGAACGGCGUUUUAUUCAAAAGGGCAUCGUUAAAACAUCUACUCGACGUCACCAGCCUAACGCCGAGGCCCGGGAAAGUUGACAUCAUUGUGAAUGCGACAGGUCUUGGGUCCUUGAAGUUGGGCGGUGUCACUGACAAGGACAUGACCCCUAUUCGCGGCCAGGUCGUGGUUGUUCGAAACGAAUCUCCGCACAUGUUCACAAUGUCGGGAACAGACGACGAGGCCGACGAGGUAUGUUAUGCAAUGACCCGUGCUGCUGGCGGCGGCACGGUCCUCGGCGGGACUUACAUGAAGGGAUCUUGGGAGAGCCAACCUGAUCCGAACCAAGCUAUGCGAAUAAUGCGGCGCGCGUGCCAGAUGGUACCGGAGCUGACCAAUGGUCAAGGUGUGAGGGGCCUUGACAUCGUGCGUCAUGGCGUUGGCCUGCGGCCUCAUCGCAAUGGUGGGGUGAGGGUCGAAAAGGAAAAGAUGGGUGACAUCUGGGUGGUUCACAACUACGGUCACUCCUCAUGGGGCUACCAAGGUAGCUGGGGCUGUGCCGCCGGCGUUCUGGAGCUAGUGAAUGAGGUCUACGAUAGAGCCAAGCUGUAG
Messenger RNA from Neoarthrinium moseri, 1077 nucleotides. RefSeq lists its product as uncharacterized. The transcript has 4 exons. The record is from RefSeq and is a predicted model, not a curated record. NCBI's taxonomy places the organism in Eukaryota, Fungi, Ascomycota, Sordariomycetes, Amphisphaeriales, Apiosporaceae. Bases 1 to 1077 code for a protein of 358 amino acids. Gene Ontology annotation, molecular function: D-amino-acid oxidase activity; FAD binding.